This is a messenger RNA of Setaria italica (foxtail millet), 3248 nucleotides long. RefSeq lists its product as uncharacterized. The transcript has 4 exons. Bases 1 to 3048 code for a protein of 1015 amino acids. The record is from RefSeq and is a predicted model, not a curated record. Lineage: Eukaryota; Viridiplantae; Streptophyta; Magnoliopsida; Poales; Poaceae.
AUGGCGGCCAUGCGGGGGCCUGGUGCGGCCGUGUGCGGCGCGAGUGGCAAGUUGCAGCGGAGGGCGAUCGCUGCUGCUAAGCCAGAGAAGAGUCUGAACCGCUUCGUGCGCGUUCUUGCCACCGGGGAGUUGGUCGGCAACGCCCUGGGCACGCUGGCCUCCCUGUGGGCGACCGUCGUCUUGCUUGCUGGGUACCGCUCUUCGCUGGACCCCGUUGAUUUCCGGAUCGCCACGGUCAUGGUCUUCGUAGAAGCUUUCAGGGUUUUCAUCCGCAACUUCAAAUUCGAUAACCAAUCAUUGUUCGGGACCACAAAGGCACUCAGAUCGAUGAGUUCAUCUUUCGCUCGCAUGUUAGCCCGACCUCGGGAAGGUAGUGAAGUGCUCCUGAUCAUCGGUGGGGUUAUCACAGCAUUUGAACCGUCGCUGCUGAUGCAUGGGAGAUUCUUUAGGGUGGUCUUGCUAACUUUUAUGAGCAAGACGUGGAUUUCAGAGACACCCCGGCUGAUGAGACGACUGCAACAGAGCCGACCGUUGCUGCUAUGGGCUAUCCUAAUUAUCCCCUUCGUCGUUGCUGCUGCUGUUGCUAGCGCAUUCUCUGGGUUCACAGCUUUACCAGAUAUCCUAACGCAGCUCGUGGCAUUGGUGCUGCUCAACUUGAGACCCCCAAGAAUUGGCAAUCUAACAAGCGGUCUUUGGGGCAGAAGGCUGCUAUAUGUCUCUAAAGUGAUUUCAUUCAUAUCACUGGCUUCUUGUUUGGUGUUGGGCUCGGACGUGAUCUGCUUUGCUGCCUCACCAUUCACUACAUUGGUGCUACUAUUUGGCAGCCUACAGAAUCCGUCAGUUCCGAAUAGCCUAUUUGGCCCAUGGAUUGAUGUGGCAAUGCACAUAUCCUUCCUUUUGGCUUUGGCAUUGCCACUCCCAGUAGGGGGCGUCCUUUUGGGUUUUCCCAUAUCGAUCGUUGCUUUGCUAGCGGUGCUACUGAUUGGUAACUUGCAGAUACCAGCUGCUGUAGCGCAAAUUGUGCUAUCAUCUUGGCGCAUUAUUCAAAGUUUACAGCUCUAUAGCCAAAACAUGGUGGCAUCGGUAGUAGUCUUCUACGUGCUGGCGCUAUGCCAAGGGUCACUCUAUAUCAUGGCCUGCAUCCUAGCGAUGUUCUCCUUCUUCCCUCGCAGAUCGCUUGUCCGUAGCUCAGGAUUCAGAAGUAAGUGGGGAAAAAAAGCUGUCGAUCUUUACUACGAGCGUGCGUACACAACACGCAUGGAAAUCGGUGUGUUCGCAGAGGACAGGAUCAGCCUUGCCAGCUUCGUCGCCGACUCACUCAACCCUGCAGCUUCCAGCUCACCUGAAAUGCAGCUAGCUGGGGUUCGUGUUCUUCACAGCUUUCUCCAACGAAGGGACUCCAACGAAGAACUCAUCUCAGUAAUCACCAGAUCAGAGAAAGCAGUGCCUACAUUGAUCAGCAUGCUUGGCUGGACAUUCGAACAAGACAGAGAUAUCAGGUUAUUUGCCGCCAGGGUCAUCGCCGAGCUAUCCAGCAACCUCAGAAUUUCCGAAAUUCCUGGCGCGGUAAAGUUGGUGUCUUUGCUCCUUGAUGCUGAGAAUCAACCAGCGUCUGAAAUUGAUGGAGGGAACGGCGAUGAUGGUUCAAUAGGGGCUCAGGGCCUUGGUGACAAUGAAAUCGGAGACAGCGCCAGAAAUGAACAAGGGAGACAAGACAUCGUGCCCGAGGCUGCCGAUGACAAUGGAGAUAAUGUUGUUAGUGACCAAACUCGAUGUCAAGAAUGUACUGGUAAUGGAGGGAAUGCAAGUAACCCACCUGCAUAUGAGCAAUUGGGGCAUCGAGGAGGCAACAAUGGAGGAUGUUGUUCUUGGGUAUGCCGGUGUUGGCACCGGAUCGAAGAGAAGUGGUCCAUUCCGGAGGAGCCACCCUUGACUUAUCAGGAUUCACUCCCCAUACUGGGCACGGUAAUUCUCGAGAGGCUUGCUUGCGAUGUUGACAACUGUGAAGAAAUUGUCAAAACCACAAACCUAGUCCCGAAGAUCGUAGGUCUCAUAAGCUACACUAGCAGCAGCGAAAGCAGCAAUGAUAAUGCAUUGAUACGCUCGUCUCUGGAUUUAGUGAGGAGGCUUGCAACCACCGGCAGAAAUAUUGUUCGGCACGAGCUGUGGGAGAGCCCCUUUUUGCUUAGUAACCUCGCAUGUGUCUUGGAGGACAGCCGGAGCAGCCCUGAAGUAUGGAAGCCGGCGAUCGAUAUCAUAGCCACUAUGGCCUUGGAUGAGGGCGAAAGGCAGGGGAUUGGGAGAGUCCAGGUGAUUAUUCGCUUUUUAGUUGGUGUUUUCAUAAUUGGGCGGGACGGACCAACGACCUAUUGCCAGUCGCUUCGAGCGGCCGCAGGGGAAGCACUGUCAAAUCUUGCAAUCGAGAGCCCAGCAAACUGCUUGGCUAUAUUGGAGGCACGACCGGAAUAUGAACUUGUCGAGCGUCUCAAGGACAUGCUUGGUAAUGAUGAGUACAGAUGUGCUGCGGCGAGUCUCCUGGGGAAUUGCUCUAUGAUCUGGGGCAGGCUGAGCGAUCCAGGGGUAAGCAAUCACCUCUCAUCUGCAUUGCCAGUGGUGCUGGAAAAUAUAAUGACUGCAGAGGGCAAACAGUUGGAGGCCCUAAUCGGCCUCGCUUCAAAAAUCUGUUCUGUCCUCCCACCUGAACGCUCUGCCCAAGGGCUUGAGUCACAUAUCAUUGGAGCAGCGUUUGUUCAAAAGCUGGUGGAUACACUCAACUCCAAUAAGAAACCGAGUCCUGAGUACCCAAGGAUGAGAAGGGCCAUCAUUGAGCUGGUAAUAUCCUUUCUGGAACGGCAUCCUCGCUACAUGCUUAUUAUCUUCGGAGAAGGGAUGCUUAAUGCACUGUCCAAGGUAGAAAUGACCCCAUCCAAGGUGGAAAACUACAGGGUCUUCCUGGGCAACGGAGGAGUGGUUUUAGAGCACGGUGAUCCUCUGCGCGACCUAGUGGGCAGGGCGAAAAGGCUGAUUCAUCCUGCAAAUCAGACAUAAUAAAGGCUCGACCAGGCGACCGUGCUCGAUUAAUCAUCUCUGGUCAAUCUCAAUCCACUUAUGAAGUAUGCUUACAUUCAGACUGGCUAUAUUGUACUGCUAUGUGUGUUGUUCUGCAGUCUUUAUUGCCAGAUAGACCAUGGUUUUCUCGUUCGUACUCCUGAAUUGAUUUGUUUACGUUUAUCAAUCAAUAGACUCGA